AUGGAGAAGCUGUGCCUCACACUAUACUUCUCAGCGUGCAAGUUGCGACAUUACAUGUUAUCCUUUACUACUUGCAUCAUAGCUCAGACUGAUCUAGUCAAAUAUAUGCUUUCGCGGCCUAUACUAAGAGGUCGCAUUGGCAAGUGGGUGCUCGCUUUGUCAGAAUUCUCGCUACAGUACGUACCACAGAAGGCAGUAAAAGGGCAAGCGAUUGCGGACUUCCUGGCACAUCACCCUAUGCUGGACACACUCGCCGUACGUGACUUGGAAGUCGCCACAGAGACGAUCACUCGACCAGACUUAACAUGCUUACCUGAGUACGCCGCGCUGUAUCAAGCCACAGUCUCACUCCAACCCUGGGUACUAUAUUUCGAUGGUUCUAGAACGGACACACUGGCAGGGGCAGGGGUUUUGGAAAACUCAGCCGCCGAUCGUUUUUCAUACUCUUUCCAGCUAGAGUUCUGGUGUACUAACAACCAAGCUGAAUAUGAGGCCCUCAUUAUAGGCCUAGAGGUAUUGCUGGAGCUAGGGGUACAAGACAUUCAAGUCCACGGAGACUCUUUACUCGUUAUUAAUCAGCUUCGCGAAAAGUUCCGGUGCACAAGCUUUUUGCUCGCUCCAUAUUUGGAUCGUGCACUUGAACUCCUGGUCCAAUUUGAUGACGUGGACUUGGAGCAUAUUCCUCGCGAGCGUAACUUUGCGGCCAAUGAACUCGCUGGAGCUAGGGUUGAGCGCCGCACGUUACCUUCGUGGCUCGCGUGGGCUGAUUCGCCUGCAGUGGCAGCUUUGGAUCUUAUCGAUGUGGACUGGCGUGUCCCCUUGAUUGCCUACCUUAAACAACCAGACCACUCUGCAGAUAGGAAGAUCCGUUUUCUCGUGCUAAAUUACUUUCUCAGGAACGACGAGCUGCUGCAGCGUGGGGAGGACGGCGUUGACUUCAAAUGUGUGUAUGGUCGCGAGGCCAAGUGCUUAAUGCGAGAGGCGCACGCGGGCGUGUGUGGGGCUCACCAAGCAGGCCCAAAGAUACGCUGGCUCAUCAGAAGACAAGGUUAUUAUUGGCCCAGCAUCUUAAAGGACUGUAUAACGUUCGCGAAAGGUUGCCAGGAUUGUCAGGCGCAUGGUCUGGUCCAGCACAUUCCAAAUAUACCCAUGCAGCCUAUUAUUAAACCUUGGCCGACACGCGGUUGGGCACUGGACCUGAUUGGCAUGAUUCACCCCCAUUCUUCUCUUCAGCACAAAUUCAUCAUCGUCGCCACCGACUUCUUUACUAAAUGGGUAGAGGCCGAGCCUUUAAAGGAGGCUUCCGGUGCCACCAUCCGACAAUUUAUCUUUAAUCACAUUAUUUGCAGGUUUGGCAUCCAAAGGUGUUGGUAUCGGAUAGGGGGGCAGCAUUCAUGA
Messenger RNA from Rosa rugosa (rugosa rose), 1398 nucleotides. RefSeq lists its product as uncharacterized. The transcript has a single exon. Gene Ontology annotation, molecular function: RNA-DNA hybrid ribonuclease activity; nucleic acid binding. NCBI's taxonomy places the organism in Eukaryota, Viridiplantae, Streptophyta, Magnoliopsida, Rosales, Rosaceae. The record is from RefSeq and is a predicted model, not a curated record. Bases 1 to 1398 code for a protein of 465 amino acids.